Striga hermonthica is the source of this 1947-nucleotide messenger RNA. NCBI's taxonomy places the organism in Eukaryota, Viridiplantae, Streptophyta, Magnoliopsida, Lamiales, Orobanchaceae. The record is from the annotation of a GenBank genome assembly.
AUGCAAAGCUCUUCGAUUCUUUGCUAUUCUCCAAAUCCCAUUUCAACCCAUCUGCAUCUCUCAGGUCCUCACGCACUUGCGUUUUUUCACGGAAAAAAUCAGUUGAAUUCGAAGCCUGUGGUUUCAUUCUCCUGCAAAUCACCAUGGCCGUCUCUACAUAAACGCCCACAAUCGCGCUUUGCUAUCAAAUCGUCUGCUACUAAAGAGAUUGUUGAGACUACUUCAUCAGCUUCCAGCUUUGUUGAGACUGGUUACAUUUUUGGUGUCCAUGGGCUCCAAGGAGAGGUUCGUGUAAAACCGAACACAGAUUUUCCCGAACUGCGAUUUUCCGAGCCAGGAACAAGAUGGUUGAAGCAGCAAGUAAUGGGAAUCGAGACUAUUAAAGAAAUCGAGCUGGUGGAGGGUCGAGGGCACCCUGGAAAAAAUUGGAUUGUGAAAUUUAAUGACAUAAACACAGUAGAAGAGGCACAAAAAAUUGUUGGGGCAACUAUAUUGGUGACAGAUGAAGAUAGACCAGCCUUAGAGGAAGGCGAGUUCUACACUCGCGACCUUAUUGGAAUGAGAGUUAUUCUUAAGGAAUCAGGAGAAUCAGUAGGAACUGUUGUCAAUGUUUUCAAUAGUGGAGCAAGCGAUCUUCUGCAUGUGAAGUUGAGCUCGAUAAGAAAUAUUCCUGACCAGAAUGGAAAGUCAAAUGUUGUAGAAGGUGAUUCUGGUCAACUAGCGUGGGUCCCAUUCGUUAAAGCAAUUGUUCCUGUUGUUGAUCCGGAAAAAGGAGAAAUGUUGAUUACACCUCCGAAAGGGCUCUUAGAGUUAAAUAUUCGCUCGAAUGACAAGAGCAAGAAAGAAAGGCGGGAGCUUGAAUGGAAAGAAAGACAAAAGUUCCAAAGGCGCUUGAUGGCAGCUAAAAAGAAACUGCGUGAAAUAAAUCAGCAACAUGUGUUUCACGGGUUUCGACACGGGGAGAAAGAUGAAAAGAGUUUGCUUGCAAAUCAAAUAGUGACUGUAAAUUCAAAAUUGCUUCGACAGGCUCUACAAAGUAUUGAGAACCCCUCUACAAGGUUGAACUUGCUCGAUGUUUUGAGUGUUGUGCCAAGAUCAAACACUCUAAAAGUAUCUAAAAGCAAAAAGCCGUCUGAUCCAUAUUCCAAAAUGCAACGAGAAGGAUGCCUUUUGACUUCUAGCGGAAAAACUGCCAUGGUUUUAAUGUUGGAUGGAAUUAAGAAAACUUCUGAUGCCAACGAGGAUCUAUGUGUGCUUAUGAAAGCAUUACUCGAGGAUGAGAAUAGAUUUGCUAAGAUUGAAGACCGUAAAACUGUGCCUCUUGUACUGGUCACUUCUUUUGGUUCGAGCUCUCUACAGGAAUUGUUCCUCGAUAAUGACUACUUUGCAUUUGAUCCGAAAAAGGUCUGGUUUCUAGAAGAUGGGAAGCUUCCAGUUGUCAGUAACACUUUUGGAGAGCAUAAGAUACUAAUGAAGUCACCCUGGGAAAUUCUCCAAAGACCAAUUGGAUCUGGAGGCUUGAUUACCUUAUUUUCAUCUCAAGAGCCAUUGUUAGAUCAACUAAGCGAAAUUGGCAUCGAGUAUAUUGAGCUUUGCAAUGCCAAAAGAAAACGUGAGGAUGGGCACGCACUUCUUGGACUCGUUCAUUCGCGCAAACUCAAUGCAAAUGUGGGGAUCCGACUUGUCAAAGGUCUCACGCAGGAAGAAGAUUUUCAAAUGAUAUUCUCCUUGAGUUUCUUCCGAAAGUUGACAAAACGGAUAAAAGAGCUUCGUUUUGAAGCCGUUAGCAGUUGUAAUUCGUACGUCGAGAAAGUCGACAAGGAUUGGGUCAAUGUCAUCCCCACGACUCCUAAUUCGUACGAGUUUCGGUCUUCGAUUUACAACGUAUUGGAUACUACACCUGUCGAUAAGGUGUGUGUGCUGGAUAGUAGAGAAUCUAGAAAUUGA